GCCGCUAAUUGAUUUAUGUCACGUACGACGAGGAAAACUAGUUUUCAACGGGCUAUUCUUUGGUGGGUGGGUUUCCACGGAUUGGAUUGGAUCAGCUGCAGACGCAGCGAAUUCCUGGGCUGCAGCACUUUUCCACUGAAUGAGCUAGUGCAUCCGGAGUCGGGCAUCAUCACGGCAGGAUCCUACAAGCUGCAGGCACAGGCAUGUCCUCCGCCUAACAACCGCCAGAGUCAACGAAAAAGAGCCAACGCAGGCCAGGAUCGCAAGCAGGAAGCGGAAAAGGAUCAGGAGCAGGAUCAACCGGAGGAUCAUUCGCCCGCAGGAAUGGCAGCCGCCGCCACAGUCACGCCCCAAAAACCAAUUGCCACAGGAUCCGGAUCGGUAUCUGGAUCCGCAGCAGUCAUGCCAUUGAACGACGAGGUGAUCAGCAUUAGCAUCGAUAGCAUGGGCAAGGAGGAUCUGUUGCUGCCCCAGCAGCCCCAACAGCCGAUGAAGCUGAGCAAGAAGGCCCUCCAUCAGCGGGAUGCGGACGAGAAUCUCUUUCUAAGAUUCCUGGAACUCGAUCCACCAGCGGAUGGCAAUGCGAAUAGUACAACCCAGGCACAAACGACGGGUCAAUCGUCGGUUCAAUCGACAUCCUCGAAGGCCAACGAGAGUAAUGCCAAUCAUCUGAAUAAUGGGACAUCCGGUGGUGGUAGGAGACAGUCCACCAUGCCAAAUAAUGGUGGAGCAGGCGGUGCAGGUGGAGCUGGAGGAGGAGGAGGAGCUCCCCGCCAGCAGCCAGGACGAACGCCAUUCACCAUGACGAAAAGACUCACACGCACCGAGGAGCGGGGCUUUGGUUUCUCCAUCGUUUGGACCCAUCCGCCGCGCGUGGAGAAGAUCGAGGCGGGAUUGUCGGCCGACCGAUGCGGCAUUCUGCCCGGAGACUAUGUGAUCUUUGUGGACAAGCACAAUGUGGUCACGAUGCCCGAGGCUGAUGUUCUGAAUUUGAUACGAUCGCAGGGUUCGGCCUUGACGUUGGAGAUAUUCAGAAGGUCAGGCGCGGGCGCCACAACAAUCACGACGGCAGAUUUGGGCCAAAACAAUACCAGCAUGAGCAGUCGGCUGGGCGUGGCAGUGGGUUUGGGCGUGGGCCUGGGUGUGGGUGUGGGUGGCCUGGGUAGCGAGGAGCACACCCUGGCCACCACCACCACCGGAACGACAACCGUGAUGAGUCUGCAGAGGACCGCCAGCACGAGGAUCCAGCCGGUGGGCAAUAGCCUGAGUCGACCGGCCACCGCCUGCUCCGGAACCACUUCAUCCAUCGAGGCGGCCAAGAGGAGGCUCCACCUGCCGCAAGUCACCUUCAGCAAGGAGUCGAUUGUGCCCAUUACGGACAACCGUAGGCGCUUCCUGCUUCAGCUGAUCAGUCGGGAGCAGAACUUCACGGCUGCCCUGCACUUCGGAGUGGAUCGAUUCGUUCAGCCGCUGGUGGAGCGAAAGGAUUUGAUCUCGCCGAACGAUCAUCGCACCUUGUUCCAGAACAUCGACGAGCUGCUGAGGAUCGCCGAGGACAUCCUGGAGCAGUUGUGCAGCAGCGAGCAGCAGGAUCAGGAACCGCACAUGAACUUCGCCUCCCGGGUCUACCUAUCGAAGACCACGGCAAUUUGUGCGGCAUACAAGAAGUACUGCAAUGGCAUCAAACGGGCGGAUUGUGUGCUGGUCAAUAAGUCGCGACAAACGGGCUCCGAGUUUAUAGCCUUCAUCACGGAACCGGCGGUGCCGCGCAAGAGACCCGAUCUCACCAUGUUCAUCCAUCGACCACUGCAGCACUUUCGCGAGAUCCUUAAGCUGAUGCAGUUGCUCGCCGGGAAUUGUCAUGUGGACACGGAGGAGCACAAGAACUUUAGCACGGUCAUCAACGAGCUGCAGGCUGCCUACAGAGAGAUCACAGUUAGCAGUGGCCUAAUGGAGCCACUGGGCGAGGGUCGUCCCCUGUUGACCCUCCAGGAUCUGGAGUCCCGUAUGGUCUUCACCAAAUGCAAGCCCUUCACGCUGGCCGUCCAGGGUCGCCAGUGGAUCUUUGGUGGCGAUCUGUCGCGGGUUGAGGGUCGCUCGGUAAAACCCUAUUGGACCCUGCUCUUCAGCGAUAUCAUUGUGUUUGCCAAGGUCAGCCGAGAUCGAGUCCUGUUCAUCACGGAGGAGCCCAUUCCCAUCGCCAAUGUGGUGGACUCUUGUUUCCACAUGCGCAAGAAAACCACCGAGUUCCGUCUCACUGUGGAUCCUAAUGGUCGUCUGGCGGAGAGUCCCACGGGCUAUUGUGCCCCCGAUCUCACCCGCACUCCAAAACGAGGAGCCCGCCGCAAGAGUCUUAUAUUGAGAGCACCCUCUUUGGAACUAAAGGCCGUCUGGCAGAAUCUUCUCCAGCGGCAGAUAUUUCUAGUGAAUGCCGCUCUGGGCUCCACACCACUGUCCAGUCCCUUGGACUCGCCGGAUGUGCUCAACACCCUGGUGCCGCUGAGCGACAUUGGACUGACCACCGCCUCGAUGGGUUCGAUGAAGCUGCCCUCGCUGGACAGCAUACACCUGAAGCAGCAGCAGAAACAGCAGGUGCGUCUCUUUCGCAGCAAGCGCCUGGACAGCGGUGAUUCCUACGAGAAUCUGCAGAGGCUGGCCAGUGCUGUCCGGCACCACUGUGCCAGCACCACCACGAGCAGCGCCACCCAGACGCAGUCGCAUCCGCAGCCGCCACUUUGCACCACCUCGCUGCCCUCGCGCACCACCUCGCCCGCCCGAAACCACACCCAUUAUCAGCAUCACCAUCAAAGCUACCAAAACCACCUGUCGGGUCAAGGUCAUGUGGGCGGCAGUAGUGGUUCGGUGCCCAAUGGAGUGGGUUUGGGUGGGUCGUCGUGCCUGACCAGCAGCAGCGCCAGCUUGAUCCAAACCCAAUCGCAAGUUCACACCCAGACCCUCAAUCAUUCGCAGACCCACUCGCAGACCCAAACCUCAGUUCUGUCCCUCUCGAGUUGCAAAUGCCUAACGGCCAUUCCGGAGGUCACUAGUGAACCACCACCACCCAUCAACCUGAACCCGAAUCCGCAUCCCUCCCAGAAACUCUUGGAGUUCAGCCUGAGUUCAGUGGGCCGUUCCUUUAUCGAUGAGUCCGGCGGAGUGGUUGGUGGUCAUGGUCAGGUGUCCCUGACGACGCCAGAGACCCCAACACCCAAUAUUUCACCCACAACCUCGCAGCCCUGCAACUCGGAUGCCUUCUCCAAUGAUUUUGUGGCAACCUCCACAAGUCGGCAAGCGGGUGGGGGAGGGAGAGGGUCAAAUAUACCUCUAGCCGAAUUCGGAGGCUCUUGGGAUCUCCUCGAGCUCGACCUUCAGCUGCACGAGGUCAAUCUGGAUCCCUGCUAUGACACGGAUGUGGAGGAGUGCAUCUUCCUGGGCGACGAGGAGGACAGGGAGGGCAUCGAGGGCCAGGGACACGACGAGGACAGUGACGAGGACGAUAGCGUGGUGGUGGACGAUCCCUUUGGCAUGCUACCCACUAGACCAACGCCGCCGGACUCGCUGGACCUGUGAUUUGACUUCUGGCUACAGUCAGACCCCGUUAACAGCCCCUUGCCGCACAAUCUUUGAAUAUUGACGAGCUUACUCAACAACUAUGUUACCACUGAUCUACCCAACAAAAACAACAAGCCUCUUCUCUAUAUCUCUUUACUAUCUAUGAAUAUCCAGCUCAAUCGCCGUUUUGCUCUGCUUUUGCCUCAGCUUUUGGCCAAGUUUCCCAUACUCACAACAAUCACAACUUUUUCAGUGUAGUGGCAGCCUCUCUUUGGAAGAUUGGGGAUUGACUUUGCCAGGAUAUCAGAAUCGAGUACCGAGUAGUGCGAUUAAAACGAGUGAAAUCGAAAUGGUAAAAGAGAUAAAAGAAUGUAUCACCUGGAUAUAGGAAGUUCUAGAAAUGUCGGGAAGGUUCCAGAUAUCUCUAGACCCUUUUCAAGUUGAAACCACAUGCUUGGAUAAAUCGAUGGAUUUCCCAUAGAUCUAGGCAUGCUCUACAAAAUUAUUUCAUAGAGAUUUUUGUGGCACUCCCGAUAAUUUCUGCUGCUCAUAGAAUACUCUUCAGGUAGGAACAGCUCCAAUUCAGUAUUCAUGGACAUGGUCGAAGCUUUUUAGAUCCAGGUGAUAAGCAUAUGUGCUUAAUUGACUCUAAUUGCGAGUGAGAAGUGACAAUUAUCCGUGGAAAAUUGUACAUAGACAUAUAACCAUCGCUCCCUAGGUGUACGUAUCUCUGUUGUGUAUUGUAUAUACUCGCGUAUUGACAUCCAUACCAUAUAUAUCCCAUUGAGUAACCCUCCCCGUAUAUGGUAUUCGAUCCAUCCAAGUCGAUUUUGAAUCGAGUGUAAAUAGCAAUAAACCGAUGGACGCGAGCAGAGAUUAAUAUUCAAUGCCGAUUGUAUGUGUGUAACGCUAGUUCUUAGCUCUUUUUAGUAAUAUACUUAUAUGCGUAUACAUAGUAUACACACCAUAGAUAUACAUAGCCAUACUUAUAUGUAUAUAUAUAUAAAUAUAGGUAUUUAGCUAGUCAAUUAUACACAACACAGAUGCAAAAUCUGGGACACGUUUUACAAGAGUUUUUAGCUUAUAGAUAUAUAUAUACAUAUAUAUAUCCUACAAUAUGCAUAUAUGUGCAAAUACCUAAUCACUCUAUUCGUAUUAACCAUUCGAAAUGAACUUUUUUGCCAAUCCAACGAGAAAAAAACCAAAGAAACAAGACCUAAUUGAAAUUAUACUAAUGUUAAUAAUGCUUCCAUUUUGUAGCCAAAUUGAAAACCUAUUGAUUACUGUUAUUGCUGUUGUUAUCCUACAUUAGCCUAGUCCUAGUUUCUCCUCGGAUCGGAUCCUCUUCGUAUGAUAAGUUGACCCAUUAGCCAAAUUUCCUCUAGUCUCGCUCGAAUAAUGGAAUUACCCAAUUUAGUUGAACUCGAUUGGCCAGAACAAAUUGAAAUUGAAACAAAUCAAAAUCUGAAUCAAAAUCCAAAUCGCAAAAUCCAAGUUGUAUAUACAUAGUACUUUCCUAUAUACAAACAUCCGCAUAAAUAUUUAUCUAGUAUCAGUAUGUGUAUCCUCACAGCUCUAGUGAAACUUUGCUCAGUCGAAGGACUUUUGGCUGGAUGGCAACCAUAUUUGCUACUUUCAUGUAUCUGAUUGAUUAAUCGAUGUCAAUUAUCUAUGACAAGCACUUUGUUGCCUUUGAAAAUCUAUCUUCAAGCUAACCACAUACAUAUAUUUAUGAAUAAGCAUAUAGCUCAGCACUCAAUUGCCUUUGCACAGUGGGACAAAAUUCACUGAAUGGGAAGUAGUUUGUUUGAAUAUAGUUUUUAGAUAUUUUCUAUCGAAAUUUUUAACUUAAUUUCAUUUAUUCUUUAUGUUUUUGAUUAGUUUUGAUAAGCAAUCUAAUAAUAUCAUAUUAACAAUACCAAGUGUAGUAUUUAGAUUUCGUAGUUCUUGCUUUCCAAAUAUUAAGCAUACAUCUAUAAAGUUUUUGAACCCUUUGGCAAUUUGGUCCCACAGUGCGGAUUUAGUUUGGUGCAAACACACCAUCCAGCCAGGAGUUUACACUUAGCAUACACACCCACACACUAACUAAAGCACACCCACACAGAGACACUCGCACACAGACAUCUAUUGCAAAGUUUAAGUGAUUGUUGAAUAUCAAGCAUACGCCGCGUUAUCUUUUGCGGUCUGGUUUUUGUGUGUGCCUUGAGCAGUAAACAACAAAUUUCUAUACACCCUAUAUAUACAUAUAUAUAUAUAUACCAGAUACGUAUAUACAUACUUACUAUUUAUAUUCACAUUCAUAUUCUGUAAACCUCAUGUACGUCUAGAAGUUUUCGAUUUAUGGUUUUUCGACAUUUUACAUGACACGAGAGGAUCGAGAAUCGACCAUCGAUGUAUCGAGCCGUUUGAGAUUGAGAUUGCGAAGAGAAACGAUGAAUUCAAAUAAUAAUAAAAACCAAAUGAUUCUUUGACUAAAAA
Messenger RNA from Drosophila subpulchrella, 6030 nucleotides. RefSeq lists its product as uncharacterized. Gene Ontology annotation, cellular component: plasma membrane; nucleus. Gene Ontology annotation, biological process: signal transduction. The transcript has 5 exons. Gene Ontology annotation, molecular function: guanyl-nucleotide exchange factor activity; protein binding. The record is from RefSeq and is a predicted model, not a curated record. Bases 16 to 3570 code for a protein of 1184 amino acids. Lineage: Eukaryota; Metazoa; Arthropoda; Insecta; Diptera; Drosophilidae.